AUGCUCUAUGAUAAAAUUGGCAAUCGAAUUUAUAAGCACAGAGGAGUAAUAAAAGAUGUAGCAACUAGAUUCCAUAAAAGUUAUGCUUUAACUAAUAAGUCAUCAAUAUCAUUAGCUAAAAUGUUUACAAAAAUUUAUGGUGAUCCGAAUUGCCUCCUUACCUGGCCUAAAGUUUUAAUUGUGGAUAAAGGUACUGAAUACUUAGGUGAGUGCAAAGAUUUAUUACUUAGCCAUGGUGUAAAAAUUCAGUAUGCUGUAACUAAGGAAGGUGUUGCUAUCACUGAGCAUGAUCAUCAAGAAUUUGAAAAACAUGCUUUUUAUAGACAAGAUGCUGUAGAUUUUUGUUUACCAUUAACUGAGAGAUGUAGAGCUUGGGUUAAAGGCCUUCGCAUAAAUGAUGAUACUUUUAAUAAUAAUGUUACUAGAUUAAUACAUAUGACUCCUAAUGAGGGUGUAAAAAGAGCAUUAAAAGAUUUUGUUCGAUAUUUACUUAAACCUGGUGAAUUAGAAUAUGGUCCACCUAAAAGACGGAUUACAGAUAAAAAUUGGUCUCCUCAGGUUUAUCGGAUUGAAAGUACUUUAAUUCGUGAAG
Molecule: messenger RNA, 592 nt
Organism: Cetraspora pellucida
Lineage: Eukaryota; Fungi; Glomeromycota; Glomeromycetes; Diversisporales; Gigasporaceae
Source: the annotation of a GenBank genome assembly